GGCGGGUGGGCGGAGGGAGAGUGGGGGAGCUGGGGGGCCGAGCGGCAGCGGCAGCGGCCGAGGAGGAGGAGGGGCGGGAGGGAGCCAGGGGGCUGGUAAGGCUAGACCUGCCAGCAGUCGCCUCAAUGCGAGUAAGCAGCCGGGGACUGGGGGUGGUGGUGGCAGGGGCCGGGGCGGCGGCAGUGUCAGCUACUACGCAGCUCCCGGGGUGCGGGGGCUGCCGCUGAGUGGGAGUCGCAGCAGCGGCAGCAGCGGCAGUGUGGGGGGCGGUGGAGGCGGCGGCGGCGGUGGAGGAGGCGGGAGCAGCAACACGGCAGGCGGCGGUGCGAGCAGCGGACCCAAGAGGAGCUUCUCCGCCCACCGCCCGCCGUCCAUGUCUCUGGACCCCGCCCCCGCCUCCGCCCGUCGCUCCCUGCCCUCGCCCUCCACCUCCUCCACCGCGGGCUCCUCCUCCGGUCCCUCCUCCAACCUCGGCGGCCUCCGUAGCCGCCCCUCCUCCUCCGCCUCCCCCUCCGCCCCCACCUCCGCCACCGCCCCCACCUCGCUAUCCGCGGCAUUCCGAGCCAGCGUGCCCUCACUCCUUGUGGGUGGAGCAGCAGGAGGAGGAGGAGGAGGAACAGGAGCAGGAGGCGCCUCCGCUGCCUCGGCCAGCCCUGCUGCUGCAUCCGGAAUGCAGCCCCCGGGCAACAGCGCUCAUGCAGCAGCAGCAGGUGCGGGUGCAGCAGCAGGCGGUGCCCCGCUGUCUCCCCGCGGAGGAGGUGGUCUUGGUAUUGGCGGAGGUGGUGGUGUGUCGGACCGGCUGCGUCCCUCCUCCGCCGGGGGUGUGGGGCUGCGCGCCUUCACAGAUGCGAGUGCGGACCGCUUCAAACCGCCCGCCGUGUUCAGCUCGGAUGACCUGCCCAUAUGAUAUGAUGGCGGGGGGGGUGGGGGGGUUGUGACAGGCUGGUGGUCGGUCUGGUCGUAUGUAAGAAUACUGGCCGCGAGUAGUAACGUGUGGGGGUGGGGUGGGCUUUACUGUGUACCGGUGUACCAAUGUUAAUCUUGUUGUUACCAAACCCGGUCAUCAAAGGACAGGAAGUUCAGUGGGUUGGAUGAUGGGAGCGAUUACCAGUAUGUGUAUACGAGUUGAUGGGGAUGAUGUCGUGUUGUCGAAUGUUGUGAUGCUACUGUUACUGGAUGCUGGUAGGUGGCGGGGAUGCGGCAGCACACUGCGCUCUCAAGCACCACCAGCAGCAGCAGCAGAGCUGACAAUGACGCUGUGCAUGUGAUCUGGUUGUCACCUGCGAGUGGCGAGUGCUGAUGGCGGGGUGGGGGGGGUCAAAGACCAUACCAAACCAUAGGAGACCACAAGUUAGGGCAAAGCGAUGGCGGGGGGGGGGGGGGUAGCCGUCGGCGCGCUGACUUGGGGUUACUGACCGCUUGGACUCGUUGUUUCAUGAUCUGUCAUCUUACAUGUUACCUGACACAGAUGCCGUCCUUGCCGCCACCGGCACUGGUACGGCCCAUACCGUAUGGGUGGAGUGAUGACAGCGGGUGUAGCAUUGCCCGGCUCCCGGCUUGCGAGUGGGGGUUGGGUGGCAGCAUCUGUCUGUGUGUCUAGGUGUGUUGACAGGGGCAGCAUGUGUGCGUUCAUUCACAAUCACACAACAGGUGCGAGCUGACAGAUGCUUGAGACAGACCCAUGGGUCAGACAGUGACCACAUCCGGGUAUAUAUCCGCAUAUAUGGGGAGUAGGUAGGAGGACAUGCGGGUGGAGACUUCAUCACAUACACACAUACUGUUGGCCAGUUAUUUUAACACACAUACUGUUGGCUGUUGGAACGUACUAGCCCUGCGAUACACCUGGUUUGUGGUGUUAACGAAGUGUUUCGCAGAACGAGGUUUAUUGGAAUGUACCGGUGCUUGUGCAUAUGCUACGGACAGGAAUCGUUGCGUCUGUAAUAAGCGAGGACGUUGGUUGAAAUUUGCGGACACUUC
Messenger RNA from Astrephomene gubernaculifera, 1977 nucleotides. The record is from the annotation of a GenBank genome assembly. NCBI's taxonomy places the organism in Eukaryota, Viridiplantae, Chlorophyta, Chlorophyceae, Chlamydomonadales, Astrephomenaceae.